AUGGGCUGCAGACGCACAGACUGCCUCUCGAAGCCACUUGCUGGCCUUUUUGCACGACUGGGUGCAACCGUAGGCUCCUAUCCUUUCUGUUUUUUUGUCGUACCUGUUUUGAUCUCGCUUGCGCUCAGCGGAGGAUUCAUUUUCCUGAAGGACAGGGAGGACAAUGAUCUGGAGCGACAAUUCACUCCCAGCAAAGGACCCUCGAAGGCAGCGAGAGCUUUUGUUAUGGAAAACUUCCCCUACAAUGACUCCAUGUUUUCUGAGGACAGGCUGUACAGCAAGGGCAGCUUCGCAUCCCUCAUUGCUGCAGCGAGAAACGGUUAUAAUGUCCUGGAGGGUCCUGUCUAUGAAGACAUCACCAAGCUCCAUCGCCGGAUCCUGAACAUCACUGUAGCCAAUGGGACUCUGGGAUUUCAGGAUUUGUGCGCACGAGUCAAUGACGAAUGCUUUUCCAAUGUCAUCCUGGAAGUGAUCGGCUCCAGUGAAUCCAGGAUCACCUACCCGGUGCACACACACAGGUCCGGUCCAGUGUUCCUCGGCUCUGUGCUGGGCGGAGUCGGGGUGGACGAAGAAGGCUCAGUCCGAAGUGCUCAGGCUGUGAAGCUCUUCUACUACUUAGGGAAUCAGGAGAGCACAGCUGAAGUUUUAGAUUUAUGGCUGAGAGGAUUUAAAGCUCUUCUGUCAGAUACCUUCAACUACAAACACAUUGAAGUUUCGUACUACACCUCCAAAUCCAAGCAGGAGGAGAUUGACAGUCACACCGUAGACGGCUUCCCUCUAUUCCUCAUCACUUAUGCCAUUGCGAUUGUCUUCUCGGUGAUUUCCUGCCUGAGGACGGACAAUGUGAGGAACAAGGUGUGGGUGGCUGUUUUUGGCGUCCUCUCUGCUGCGCUGGCAAUAGUCUCCUCCUUUGGUCUGCUGCUUUACAUCGGAGUGCCGUUUGUUAUCACCGUAGCCAACAGUCCUUUCCUAAUACUAGGAAUCGGUCUCAACAACAUGUUCAUCCUGGUGUCUGACUGGCAGCACACACACGUAAAAGAUCCAGUGCCGAAGAGGAUGGCUCACACCUAUAAAGAAGCCGUCAUGUCCAUCACCAUCACCGCCCUGACGGACGUCGUCAAGUUCUCCAUCGGGGUGAAGUCGGACUUCCCGUCGGUGCAGUCCUUCUGCCUGUACACCGCCACCUCCAUCAUGUUCUGCUACAUCUACACAAUCACCUUCUUCGGGGCCUUCCUGGCUCUGAACGGGAGGCGAGAGGAAGGCAACAGGCACUGGCUGACCUGCAUGACAGUACCAUCAGACACUGACGACAACGGUCUGAUGUACAACGUCUGCUGUGUGGGAGGCGCCUACGAUACAAACACUGAAGCAGAGAAGAAGCAUCCCGUCAGUAAUUUCUUCAAGGAUUACUACGGCCCGUUUUUGAUCAAACCCUGGGUCAAGGGAGCAGUAAUCCUCCUCUAUGUGGCAUAUUUAAUGACAAGUAUUUAUGGAUGUUUCCAAAUCGAGCAGGGCUUUGAUCUCCAGGAUCUGGCAGCUGACAACUCCCAUGUUACGAGAUUUACGAGGAAGGAUCGGCAGUAUUUCUCAGAUUAUGGUCCAUCUGUUAUGGUUAUUGUAAGUGAGAGUGUGCCUUACUGGAAUGAUGACGCCAGGCAUCAUCUUCAGGCAUGCAUGACAGAGUUUACAAGGCUAAAGUUUGUUCAUCGCGAUAUCUAUACGUCCUGGCUGGACUCUUAUUUAGACUAUGGACAUCAGAGAGCUUUGGAUCUAAGUGAUAAAGAGGGUUUUCUUGACAAUUUAUCCCCCUUUUUCGAUUUGCAUCCUUUGUUUAAACAAGACGUGAACCUCACAGGAAAUGCCAUCUACGCUUCCCGGUUUUUCAUCCAGACGCAUGACAUUGCCAAUGCCAGCAUGGAGCUCGCCAUGUUCAGUGAGCUCCGAUCCGUCGCGGACAUAUGCCGCGUAGCAUCUUUGUUAGUCUAUCACCAGGAUUUCAUCUUCUAUGACCAGUACGAGGUGGUCGUGACGAGUACGAUUAAGAACGUGGGUGUGAUCGCCGCGGUGAUGCUGUUUGUCUCCCUGCUCCUGAUCCCCAACCCCCUCGGCUCAUUAUGGGUGACGUGUUCGAUUGGUUCAGUGACUGCGGGGGUGACCGGCUUCAAGGCGCUUUGGGACGUCAGCCUGGAUUCCAUAUCCAUGAUAAUUUUCACCAUCUGUAUCGGCUUCACAGUAGAUUUCUCCGCUCACAUAACCUACGCCUUCUUCUCCAGCAAGAAGUCGAGCCCUGACGACAAGGCCGUGGAGGCGCUCACCAAUCUGGGUUACCCCAUACUUCAGGGCACGUCCUCCAUCAUUUUAGCAGUGACGGUGUUGGCUAUAUCUGAGUUUAACACUUUCAGGACAUUUUUCAAGCUCUUCUUUCUGGUCAUGACUUUCGGGAUGGUUCACGGCCUUGUUUUCAUCCCAGUUAUUCUGACGUGGUUCACCUGCAGCUCUGAGAAAGAAGAAGAGCGCAAGCAGGAGAUUUCAGUGGUCACAAAGAUAUGACCUCUUGUU
Molecule: messenger RNA, 2559 nt
Organism: Salarias fasciatus (jewelled blenny)
Lineage: Eukaryota; Metazoa; Chordata; Actinopteri; Blenniiformes; Blenniidae
Gene: ptchd3a
Product: patched domain containing 3a
Exons: 4
Coding region: 1-2550 (849 amino acids)
Cellular component (GO): membrane
Source: RefSeq, a predicted model, not a curated record